ACUCCCUCCACAAUCUCUCUGUACAGACUUUAUUAGAGAUUCACUCCAACUGAUUGUGUCCAGUCAGACCAUCGACUGUUCCUCCUAUAUUUCUCCAAAACUAGUCCCUUCCCGGUACCACUCUGGUACUCUGUAUACGACGCGAAAUUCUCCACCCGAGGGCGCAAUUUCUCCCCAGUCCAAACAGCUGAACACCUCUCUGCAACAUGUCUCUCAAGCGCAAGGCCUCCUUUUCGACCCCGACGUCUCCCAGCACCCCAUCCGUCAUCGGCGGACGAUCAAUGAUGCUGGAUGACUCGCCACAGCACCUCAACAGCCGGACGCGAAAGCGCUUCCGCGACGACCGUCCAGAAGACCGGGUAGUAUAUGAAAACACCCUCCGCUGGCUCUUCACAGCCCAACAGCGACCGGAACCAUCCCCGGCAGCCGAGACUGAGGAGAUGGACAUCGAGUCCCUUCCCGCACCAGAAACCGUCGACCCACGCCAGCAAACGCUGCUUAAAUUCUUCCAACCUGCCAAAACAUCUUCCUCCCAGUCUCGCUCAAAAGGCACACACCCGCAGCCGAUGACACCCAAUCGCACCCCGCAAACCAGUGCCCUGUCGUUUCAGCAACCGAGUCUGAACAUGGACGCAACGAGUGCCUCAGUCAGCAGUGAUACCCGGACUCCCAGUUUGUCCUCUCAAGGUCCGAGCAUGGAUAUGGACGUUGAUAUGGACUCGGGGAGUGACGGGACCACCCGAGAUCCCAAUAUGUGGGCUGGUGGGCUCGGCUGGAUGUGAUGAUUUGAUACGACCGACACUGUUUGUGCUAUUUCUUUAAAGUGACGAUGUGCAUCAUUUGUUAAUCGCGUUUCUUGUUGUCUGUCAUCGAUGGCUGGCCUUGGUGUGGACCAUGAUGUGCGAUCAAAACGACUCUGCUCAUCCGUCAUCCGUCAAUCGCCCGAUGUUUGCUUGAUUAUAUACCUAUUUGUGCUUACUGUGGGAGCUUUCUGGACCAGUGGGAACGAUGCAGGCCAUUUACCCCGUUUAUGUAUAUGGAGUUGUGCGGAG
Messenger RNA from Aspergillus campestris IBT 28561, 1052 nucleotides. RefSeq lists its product as uncharacterized. The transcript has 2 exons. NCBI's taxonomy places the organism in Eukaryota, Fungi, Ascomycota, Eurotiomycetes, Eurotiales, Aspergillaceae. The coding region runs from base 207 to 782 and encodes 191 amino acids. The record is from RefSeq and is a predicted model, not a curated record.